AUGCAGGCUUUGAGGCUGCCCCCCAAGUUCUGCUGGAGCUUCCUGCGGCUGAGCAGCCCCCCAGGGUGAGUCUGGUAGGGAAGGGGCAGGAAAAGUUGCCUUUUGGUGGGUGUGGGGUGGUGGUUUUUUUUGGGGGGGGGAUCUGAGUGUGGGGCGCUUUGGAAGGGAUGGGGGCUGGUGGGAAAGGGGUUUGGGGGUGCAGAGCGUGAUGGGGAGAUGAUGAGUGUGUGGUUCCAGGACCCUCCCCAUAAGUGGUUCCUUAUGGGGGGGACGGGACGGUGGGGUUACCUGUUGGGGGGGCGAUAGGAGACAGCCUUGCUUUUUUCCUUUAAAAAAAAUUGGGGAAAUUUUUUGGGGGGUAUUCUAAUUUUAACUCAAGAAAAUCACAAUUUUAUAGUUCAGAUCGGGGGAAUUAAGUACAGUAAAUGGACCAAAGUACAAAGAUUCACAAUAUGUUUAGGGGUAUGUGUACCCCCACAGAAAAAAAGCACUGACUUUGAACUGGAAGGGAUUAAACGGAAGAGUCUUAACUGGACUUUGAACAAACAUACAAUUAUUUGUCGCUGCUUCAAACUUUACCGUGUUAUUACCUUCCUAAGUCAGUCCUGCGGGCUGUUCUUCUGAGUAAUUCUUUCUAUAGGGUAGUGAGGUGGGGGUAUUGGGGAUGGGUUUAAGGAAACCAGGGGGUGGGGGCCCUAAAAACAAAAUUGGGGACCCCUGCCCCACAACCACAUAAAGCCUUUAGAAACUUGGCUGUUUCUAAAAAAAUAAAAUUAUAUGUAUUUACAACCACAGCCACUUUACCUGGCCAGGUAGUUCAGGAUCCAUUUCACUAAACUACCCUCUUCUCCUGAAUCACCCCUCGCUUUUCCCCCCCUUCCCAGGUCUGGUGGGCUCCCGGCUUUGACGUACCUUCCUCCCCACCCAAAUGGAAGGAGACUCUAUGCUACGCAGACUGCGGAGGUAUUUUGGGGUUGCUGGGGGGGCAGGGUCUAUUUCUAGUUACGCCUCUUUAUUUUAAUGGGAAUCCCUUAUUCUGGUGGAUCGGGCCCAGGGGCUUUUGCAGUUUGAUGGUUGUACGAAGGGGUUUUUGUUUUUGUUUUUUAGGGAGGAGGUUAAAAAAGGUAAGGAUUUGUGGGCCGUGUGGCGUGGGACGGUUGUUGGUUCGGGUGCUGGCAAAACAGGUCUGUGAACCUUUUUAGCCCUUCCUCCAUCGUUACCCAAGGCACGUGGCUUCCUAAUUUGAUGAAUGCCUAUUGCACACUCAUUAAUCUCAAUUAUUCUUGCAACACCCUUUGUUGGGCUUGACGCUUUCUGGGGAGUGAGUAAGGUUAAGUUAUAAUAAUAAUCUGGGCAGCUUCCAAUAAAGUGUUAAAAACAAUACAACAAUAUUCCUUUCUCCAUGAAGACUAGGAGAGUGGUGGAUUUAAAAACAAAAGUAGCUUUUGGAAAGUCAGGCGGAUUUUAUCCUAGCCCCGUUACGCUGAUUGAGAACCCCAGCAGCUAUUGGCCUCACUUAUUCCUUUCAUCUUCUCCACCCCACCCCGGAAAAAGAAUAUAUAUAAAUUCUGAACGCCUGGUUCCCCAAAUCCUUUUCAGGUUCCCAUGACAGGGAGGCCAAAGUUUUAUUUCCCCAGUUGAAGUGCUUUGAAGUCAGAGUGUGUCCUUAGGAUUUGGUUGCUCUAAAAGGCAACCCUUUUUCUCACCCAAAUGUCUGGAACUGGCAUCUAUUAACCGCCCACCCCACAAAAGAUCCAUUUUGAACACCCCUUUUUUAUAUAUAAACACUCCACCCCAGAGGAAGCCGCAACCCCACCAUGGUGGAAUCUACCCACACAUUUCCACCACCUCAAACCAGACGGAUUUGUAACUUGUCACUUCCAGACGUAUAUUAUUUUGUCUCGUAAAUACGCUGCUUGCUUGUAGAACAAAAAGCGGUUUACAAAGAUGACGGAACAGUGAAAUUAUCAAUAAAAAAUGCUUAAAAACAGCUGUUUAAAGCAAUCAGGUAACAAUUAAGGUCAGCAAUAAGCUUAAAAUAUUUUUUUUAAAAAACACGUGCAAACAUUCCAUAUACCUGGGUAGGCUUGCCUAAACAAAAAUGGUUUUUUGGUAAUUGCUUUAUUAGAAGAUUUUCUUGGUAGCAAUAGUACAUAAAGCAUCUGUUCUCAGUUCAUAGAAUCCUUCAUACAUUGAAUGUGAAACAUUACUGUUAGGGGUUUGGGGGAAAAUAGAAGUGGGGAGAAAAAGGGGGGCAGAGAAAGUAAACUUUCAUCUAUCUAUCUAUCUAUCUAUCUAUCUAUCAUCUAUCAUCUAUCAUAUGCCCGCCUGCCUGCCUGUCUAUAAUUUGCCUGGAAAGGAGCACAAAAAAGGUCCCUGCCUGGCGUCAAUAGGCAGGGAGUUCCAAAGUUUAGCUGCUGCUAUGCUUAAAAGGCUGAUUUCGUACAAAUAAUAAUAACAAUAAAUAAUUUAUUAUUUAUACCCUGCCCAUCUGGCUGGGCCUCCCCAGCCACUCUGGGCAGCUUCCAACAAAAUAUUAAAAUACAGUAAUACAUCAGACAUUAAAAGCUUCCCUAAAGAGGGCUGCCUUCAGAUGUCUUCUAAAAGUCAGAUAGUUGUUUAUUUCCUUGACAUCUGGUGGGAGGGCGUUCCACAGGGCGGGUGCCACCACCAAGAAGGCCCUCUGCCUGGUUCCCUGUAACCUCACUUCUCGCCAGAAGGCCCUCGGAGCUGGACCUCAGUGUCUGGGCUGGACGAAGAGGGUGGAGACGCUCCUUCAGGUCUACUGGGCCUUUGAGGCUGUUUGGGGCUUUCAAGGUCAGCACCAACACUUUGAAUUGUGCUCGGAAACGUCCUGGGAGCCAACGUAGGUCUUUCAGGACCGGUGUUAUGUGGUCUUGGCUGCCGCUCCCAGUCCCCAGUCUGGCUGCUGCAUUCUGGAUUAAUUGCAGUUUCCGGGUCACCUUCAAAGGUAGCCCCACGUGGAGCGCAUUGCAGUAGUCCAAGCGGGAGAUAACUAGAGGAUGUGGAGCAGGGAUUGUGUGUCACCUGCAGCCCUGCCGGUUCUGCAAAUCGAGGUGUUAUCCUGGAUAUCCUUCUCUCCCUGACUUCCACGCGGCAUUUUCUAGGGGAAAGGUCAGGUUAUUUAAUCCCCGAUUUGGGAAGUAUGUAGGGGAAAGGUGAGCUGUCACCAGCUGAGCCCCAGGCGCCCUGGUGAUGUGGCUGCAAAAGGAGGAUUGCUCAUCCCGGUUGCGUUGGAAUUCCUGGAACAAAGCGGCAAAUGUCCCGGCCGUCCUGGGAUCCCGCCAGGAUUUCCCUCUGCAGCCCCCUUCCCACUGCAGGGCUGAUUUCAGGUUCGGCUCCAGUCUGAACCAGUAAGAGGGACUGUGCUGGGUUCGGCCAGAGGACCAGCUCCCUGCUCCCAGCAGUGGACAGGCUGAAUCAUAGUACGGUGGACGCUCAGGUUGCGAACGUGAUCCGUGUGGGAAGCACGUUAGCAACCCGCAGAGGGCUGCCUUCAGAUGUCUUCUAAAAGUCAGGUACAGUGGUACCUCGGGUUACAGACGCUUCAGGUUACAGACUCCGCUAACCCAGAAAUAGUACCUCGGGUUAAGAACUUUGCUUCAGGAUGAGAACAGAAAUCGUGCUCCGGUGGCACGGCAGCAGCAAGAGGCCUCAUUAACUAAAGUGGUGCUUCAGGUUAAGAACAGUUUCAGGUUAAGAGCGGGCCUCUGGGACGAAUUAAGUACUUAACCCGAGGUACCACUGUUGUUGUUUAUUUCCUUGACAUCUGGUGGGAGGGCGUUCCACAGGGCAGGUGCCACCACCGAGAAGGCCCUCUGCCUGGUUCCCUGUGACCUCACUUCUCGCAGGGAGGGAACCACCAGAAGGCCCUCAGAGCUGGACCUCAGCGUCCGGGCAGAACGAUGGGGGUGGAGACGCUCCUUCAGGGAUACUGGACCGAGGCUGUUUGUAUCAGGUAUACUGGGCUGACAAGAGUUGGCAACGGUGCUAGCCAGGCCUGAGGUACCUGCUUUAUGUGUGGGGUUUUUUAAAAAUUAAUUAUCUUUAUUUACACAUUAAAAAUUACACAUAAUCAAACACAUUAUUCUGUUAUGAAAGAAAAAAAUCACACAAAAUGAAAAUAGAAAAGAAAAGAGAAAAGAAGUAGAAAAGAGAAGAAAAAAUGGAAAGAAAGUUAAACGAAAACCUUAUCAAAGACAUACAGUUUAAGAAAUACAAACCAUCAUCGACAUUACUAUAAACAUAUAUUUCCAGUAAGAAGUCCUUUUAUCUUCACCUGAUCAAUUUCUCCUUGCUACUCUUACUUUCUUAUCUACGCCUAAUCUCUGGUUUUAUUCCUUGAUUUGUUAAUGACUCCCUUCUAUGCGUUUCCCAAUUUCUCAUAUCUUAAAAUUCUUGUUCUAUGGAAGACCAUUCUCUUAACUCUGGAAUUUAGUCUAUGCUCAACCAAGACUAAUCAUUGGAAACAUAUUUCAUCAUCUAAUUUUUUAAAAAUGUCCCAUUCUGCUUUGAUUCUCGGCCGAGGUCCUUCUGUUGACUGGACAGCAGGUUGAUAAGUCAACAAAGCUUUAUAUAUAAUUUCUCUAGCCGGAAAGGCUCUAACACCAAAUAACGUUCUUGUCACUUUUUGCAGGCCGUGCUGGAUAAAUCGAGUGCGAAGUCCGACGCAGUUUCCCAAGCGAUACCGGAAAAGAAACCUUUACUUGCAGUAGGUGCUUUUUUCCUAUUUUGGGGUGGGGACGACGACAGGGAAUUGAUGGUGGGGAAGAUAUUCGGCAGAUUGAAUUGAAUUUUCAGAAAAACAAAGAUGGGCUUAGGUGGUGGUCUGGUUCUCUGACCUGCCACCCCAAUUUCGAGGGAAAAUGCUGUCGUGAAAAAUCGGAGUCAUUUAUUGCUGUGCAAACCCCUGACCUCCCCACUGCCUUGAGCUUCCAGGAUGUUACGGGGUAUUCACAAACAUUCGUUCUCUGUGCUCGGAGGGCAGUGGGGGAGAGGGCUGCCUGAGCAAGGGCCCCCAAGCAUUUUGGGACGUAACUGGUUGAAAGGCUGACUUUUAAAUUAAAUUAACUGCCCUUUUCAAUGUGCCGUGCGAGGGGGGUUAAUAAUCAUAAUCAUAAUAAAUUUUUAUUUAUACCCCGCCCUCCCUGGCCAGAGCCGGGCUCAGGGUGGCUAACACCAGUAAAAUUACAAUUAAAAACACAAAUAAAAAAAUAAACCGAUUUAAAAUUCAGGUUAAAAUAUAUUUGGAUUCUCUUUGUUCUUAUUUUUAAUAUUUUUUAAAAUAAAUUGUAAUUUUGUGUUGUGUUGCCCUGAGAUCUAUGGGCGUAGGGCAGUAUGCAAAUUUAAUAUAUGGUGAUAAUUCUCCUGCAAACCCCCCACCCUAUUCACCAUGAGAGGCCCUUUUCCUGGUCUCCGCCACCGUACACGGUUGGGCAGGUGGUAUCCAAGGCCAAAGGCCUUUUUUCAUGUCCUGUCUUUGGAAUACCUUAAGAAUGUAAGGAUUGCCGUGCCGGAUCAGACCAGAGAUCCAGCUAGGCCGGCACCCUGUUCUCGCCGGGCCCCGAGCAGAAUCUGAACACAAGACCCUCUCCCCUCCUGUGGUUUCCAGCGACUGGCGUCGAAAAUAACGUUGCCUCCGACAGCGGAGCAGUUUUCCAAAAAUAUAGCUAAAUGUAAAUUAACAAAUAUAAUUAAAUGGGCUGAUAAGGGUGUGAGCGCGACAGCCCUGGCAGCUAAUUAUAGGGCAGGUAUAAUUCCAAAACGUACGCGCGUGGGCGUUUCUGCACCGGCGAAAGUUGGCUGGUAUUAAUAUCUCCCCUGCCUUUAUUCUCCUUUGCAGAGAGAGACGUGGUUUAAAUUUAUGUCGGUCUGCAUGCGGCUGUCGGUUGUGAGCUAGCGCAGGAGCAUCUGAACCGACAUGGGUUGUUUUUGUUACGCAGAGUGAGGCCCUCUAAUCCAGACUGGCUGGCUGGUUCUCAAGGGUCUCUGAUUAUUCCUUCCAAGCCCUUCACGGAGGUGGCAGGAUUGAACCCAAGACCUUAUGCUGGCCACACAGGUGCCUUUCCCACCAGAUUCCUAAGAAUGAGAGGAAAACCUGCUGGAUCAAGCCCAUGGCCCAGCCAGCCCAGGAUCCUGUGCUCACAGUGGCCAACCACGUCCAGGAUCCGAUCACAAGAGCCCUCUCCCCUCCUCCUGUGGCUUCCAGCGACCGAUAUUUAUUUAUAUAUAUAUAUAUAUAAAUACAUAAUUUUUAUUAAUAACAUUCCAAUUGGUAACAGAUCAAAUCAAAUCUUGAUACCCACAACGUAACUGGCUGUGUUUAACUAUCUAAAUUCUUUAUCCAUCAUAUAAGCAUAACUCUUUUCACAUUAUCUAAUUGAGUAGAAGCAAUUAAGGACCAACAUUUAGAACAGGAAAUACAAAUAGAUCAGUUCUUAUAUACGUAAUUGUCCAAAUGGAAGCUUUUUGUGUUCCACGUAUGUCUUAGCGCAUACAAGUGUCAAACGUAACAACUUUAAGGAGCAGUACUUGCAAAAGAUGGAACUUUUCUUUGUAAUGUUCCACAACUGCCUUUGCAAAGUACGGUUGUUGCUUGCAGCUGCUGUAUGCAGGUAUCAGACGAAGGAUACGAAAGAUCUUAACAUGUGCCUUUGCAAAAUAUAGUUGCUGUAUGCCGGUGUCAGUUGAAAGAACUUAAACGUGACAAGGAUUCCCGGAAUAAUACUUUGUUUUGCCUUGCUGGGCUUCGUCAGCCGUGCAUAAUCAUAAUACAAAAAAAUAAAGCCAGUUAUAUAUUCCAAAUUAAAUAAUUUAAUGGGACUUCCCAUGUUCUGGCUGUCGGGAGAAAGUUUCUUUCACUUGUUCCUGCAUUAUUCUUCUCUUGUUUUUUCCAGUUUCAUAAUUCCGCUCUUAACCUUUGUCUUAUCAUUGCAAUCGCUGGUGUAUGACUUUCUAUCAUAUUUAGCAAGUCCGUAUGUCUAUUAACCUGCAAGAGGCCUUUUUAUUCUGUCUUGUUAUCCGUCGGUUGAUUUUUAGAUCACCCCCCCCGUCAUUCCAUAUUUUAUCUUCAAGAGCUCUGGGCUCUCUUUCGUUUGAGUUAGGCGCAGCAGUCUUUCAGAUCUUUUAACGAGCUGAUAGUCCAAAUACGAGUUUUCUGUAGAAAAGCGACGUUGUGGGGUAUAUUUCACAAGUCAAUAAUUGUGUGGUUCCUCUAAAAUCCUAGCCUGCUAGCCCCCGGGCCCUAGGGGAAGCUCGCAAAGAUCAACAAUUCACCCUCAUUUUCACAUUACUCCAUGUACAAAAGCAGAUGCAGCUUUUGGUGUGAAAUAUUAAAAACGAAGAUCAUGGCCACUGGUCCCAUCACCUCCUGGCAAAUAGAAGGGGAAGAAAUGGAGGCAGUGAGAGAUUUUACUUUCUUGGGCUCCAUGAUCACUGCAGAUGGUGACAGCAGUCACAAAAUUAAAAGACGCCUGCUUCUUGGGAGAAAAGUAAUGACAAACCUAGACAGCAUCUUAAAAAGCAGAGACAUCACCUUGCCAACAAAGGUCCGUAUAGUUAAAGCUCUGGUUUUCCCAGUAGUGAUGUAUGGAAGUGAGAGCUGGACCAUAAAGAAGGCUGAUGGCUGAAGAAUGGAUGCUUUUGAAUUCUGGUGCUGGAGGAGACUCUUGAGAGUCCCACGGACUGCAAGAAGAUCAGACCUCUCCAUUCAGAAGGAAAUCCGCCCUGAGUGCUCACUGGAAGGACAGAUCCUGAAGCUGAGGCUCCAGUAUUUUGGCCACCUCAUGAGAAGAGAAGACUCCCUGGAAAAGACCCUGAUGUUGGGAAAGAUGGAGGGCACAAGGAGAAGGGGACGACAGGACGAGAUGGUGGGACAGUGUUCUCAAAGCUACCAAUAUGAGUUUGACCAACCUGUGGGAGGCAGUGGAAGACAGGAGGGCCUGGCGUGCUCUGGUCCAGGGGGUCACGAAGAGGCGGACACGACGAAAAGACACAACAACAACAACAACAUUCCCCAAUUGUAUUCCAUCGGUUGUCUUCAGCCCCCACUGGGUGGAGGUUGUUUCUCUUUUGUCCUGCCUCACAGCCUGUGCCAUUUUCUCAUCCCAGCGACCAAUAUUGAGAAGUACCGUAUUUUUCGCUCCGUAAGACGCACUUUUUUCUUCCGAAAAAGUAAGGGGAAAUGUCUGUGCGUCUUACGGAGCGAAUGCGUGGUCCCUGGAGCUGAAUUGCCCAGGGGCAAAAAGCAGAUCAUGCUUUUUUUUUUUGAAAGAGGGAAGUGGGUGUUGAAACAAAGCCGCUGAUCGGUUCGGGGAGAGAGAUAAGGGACGCUAGAGAUAAAGGAGGCUGCCUGGGAGGGUGGUGGUAAAGACAGCAAACUUGCAAAGGGGGGAAACAGGAAGACCAAAGCAAUAAGGAGAGAAAUGAGAAGAAAAGGAGGAGCAAAAAACUGCUCCAGCUAAGGAAAAGACGCUAAGGCAAACAAGGGGGAAGGGAGUGUUGAAAGGAAACAGCUGAUCGGUGGGAUCAGGAGAGAGAUAAGGGACUCUAGAGAUAAAGGAGGCUGUCUGGGAGUGGGGAGGUAAAAGCCCAUGGAUCCUCAGGAAUUUUGCAUUGGGGUACCCCAAAUUCACCAUCAGAUCACAUAGCAUCUCCAUGGCUACAGCCUGCACCAAAAAAAUCACGCACCCACUGUUGCGUGGGGCCGCAAUAGCGCAAAAACGUGGUUACAAAUCAUGGAUCCACAUGGAUCCUCAGGAUUUUUGCAUUGGGUCACCCCAAAUUCACCAUCAGAUCACAUGUCUGUGGCCACAGCAUGAACCACAAAAAUCAACCAAACCUCCACUGUUUGGUUCAGAAUAUUUUUUUUCUUGUUUUCCUCCUCUAAAAACUAGGUGCGUCUUAUGGAGCGAAAAAUACGGUAUUACUGCCUCCAGAGCCCUCCUGACUACUUGUCCUCCCUGAGUUGGUCUAAUCCAUCUUUAAAGGCUUCCAUGUUGGGUGCCCUCCUUCCCUCCAGUGGCAGGGAGUUCCAGAGUUUCUAUGCAUCGUUUACCGAACGGCUUCCUUUUUAAUCUGUCCUGAAUACCUCCAACAUUCAGCGUCUAGUGCUGUGAGAGAGGGAGAAAACGUUUGUUUCUUUCUCUGGGAUAUGCAUGAUUUUAUCGAAUUCCGUCAUGCCGGCUCUCACUUGCAUUUCCUCUAAAUUUAAGAAGCCCCAAGUGUUGCAACUCUUCCUCUUGUUCUCCAUCCAGGAGUCGAAGUCAUUUGCCGUUGGGAUGUUCAAGGGCCAGGUCAACACAGAACAAGUCUUCCCUUAUCCUUCAGGUAAACACCAGGGGCUUGGAGCGGAGAUGGGUUGGAGGACUUUAAUGUUUGAUGUAUUACUGUGUUUUAGUUCGUUGGAAGCUGCCCAGAGUGGCUGGGUAACCUCGUCAGAUGGGCAGCAUGUAGAUAAUAAUAAUAAUAAUAAUAAUAAUAAUAGUCCAGACUAUUGGGAAAUGAUCCAUAAUGAAUUGAAAAAAAUGUUUAAAAGUACUUUCCAAACAAACCCAGAGUCCUUUCUGUUGGGGAUAAUUCAGACUGAAAUUCCCAGGUGUCAAAAAAGGUUAUUUAUGUACGCCACUACUGCGGCCCGUGUUUUGUUAGCCCCAAAAUGGAAAACGAGCGAGGUCCCAACCAAAGAAGAAUGGCAACUUAAGUUGACAGAAUAUGCCCAGCUUGCAGACAUAUAGAAUGAGAGAACAAGAAGAAGAUACUUUUAAAGAAGACUGGAAAACGUUUAUUGACUAUAUGGGAAAUAAUUGUGUACAGCUGAAAACGCUGGCAGCAUUAAGAUAAAUUCAGCAGUGUAAACAAGUUUUGAUGGGUGCAAUAAUGGAAUACUGAAUGGUGUCGUUUUUGUGAAAUAUGCAGGGAUUUGUGAUAUGUAAAAUGAACCAUGGAAAGAGAAGAAGGGAAAUCAUUGGUAUCUUAAGGAUGUAAAAUGGGUAUUUUAAAUUGUAAAACUGAAAACUUAAUAAAAUUAUAUACAGAAGGAAAGGAAAUGCAAAUAAUAAUAAUAAUAUUAUAAUAGCAAUUCAUACACCUGCCAGAAACCCAGCCCAAGACCCCCUUCAUUUUGAGUCCUGGGUCUGCCUCAUUCCCUGUACUUUUCUCCUGAGGACUAGGCACUUCAAUCAGCAGCCCAUUUUUGACCUAGUCCAGGCAUCCCCAACCUUUGUCCCUCCAGAUAUUUUGGACUACAAUUCCCAUCAUCCCUGACCACUGGUCCUGUUAGCUAGGGAUCAUGGCAGUUGUAGUCCCAAAACAUCUGGAGGGCCGAGUUUGGGGAUGCCUGACCUAGUCCUAGAGGCCAUGGGUAGGCAAACUUAGGCCCAAAUCCAGGCCAGUUGCCUUCUAAAUCUGGCCCGCGGACGGUCCAGGAAUCAGCGUGUUUUUACACGAGUAGAAGGUGUGCUUUUAUUUAAAAUGCAUCUCUGGUUUAUUUGUGGGGCACAGGAAUUCGUUCAUUAUUAUUUUUUUCAAAAUAUAGUCCGGCCCUCCACAAGGUCUGAGGGACAGUGGACAGGCCCCCUGCUGAAAAAGUUUGCUGACCCCUGGACUAGCCAAACAAAUUUCUUAAUUUCGCUUCUUUCUUCCGUAAAGGGCAAGGCAGAGGGAGGUCUGUGGGUUUGCGUUUUAAGUCUAAGAACGUUGGCUGAGGAUAGGAAAGGCCAACUCUAGGUGCGCAGGGCUAAGUUGCUCCCUUUUCCUUAAUAAUAAUAAUUGAUUAUUUAUACCCCACCCAUCUGGCUGGGUUUCCCCAGCCGCUCUGGGCGGCUUCCAAACGAAUAUUCAAAACAAUGCGGCUUGGCGUGCAGUUAAGAGAAUGCAGCCAGCCAUCUCAGAUGGGAAAAGCUUGGAGAGUGUAAAAAGCAGAAGGAGGCAAGGAAAUCCAAAUUGGUUCCGCCGCAAGGUGCAUGUUGGGGUUUGGAAAAGCAGUUUGCUAGGAGGGCUAGCAGGCUAGCAGGGGCUGAUGUUUUCCUUCCCUUCUCUUAUUACAGUUCUAAAUGAAGAUCAAGCCCAGACACUGAGAGAGCUGGUGGGCCCCGUCUCUCGGUUCUUUGAGGUGAGGACUCCCAGAAUGGCAUCUGUCUUAAUAAUAAUAAUAAUAAUAAUUUAUUAGGGCAGGGCCAGAAUUAUGUGGGUGGGAAUUGAGGAGAAAUGGCAGGUUUUGUCUAAACCUUGGGGAACACAUUCCCAACAGCGAGGGGAAACGCAGAAUGGGUUUAAAUCACAGAUAGGCAAACUUGGGCUGGAUCCGGCCCAAUCGCCUUCUAAAUCCGACCUGCAGACGGUCUGGGAAUCAGUGUGUUUUUACAUGAGUAGAAUGUGUCCCUUUAUUUAAAAUGCACCUCUGGGUUAUUUGUGAGGCAUAGGAAUUCGUUCAUUUCCUCUCCUCCAAAAAAUAUAGUCCGCCCCCCCCACAAGGUUGGAGGGACGGUGGACCGGCCCCCUGCUGAAAAGGUUUGCUGACCUCUGGUUUAAAUAGAUGCUUUCCCCAUCAUCUGACUCUCCCUUCCUCCCUCUCUCCACCAGGAGGUGAACGACCCGGCCAAAAAUGAUGCGCUGGAGAAAGUGGAGGACAAGACCAUGGAAGGCCUCAAGGAGCUGGGAGCUUUUGGCUUGCAAAUCCCCGUCGAGCUCGGGGGACUGGGGCUCAGCAACACACAGGUGAGGCUCGAGGGCUGGCGCCCCCCCCCAUCCUUCCCCUAAAUGCUACCAGACUCGGAGGGAAGCCUAGGAACAUAGUUGUCAACCGUCCCGUAUUUGCCGGGAAACUCCCUUAUCCCAGCGCCGUGUCCCGCUGCUGUCCCUUAUUGAUGAUGUCCCUUAAAUUUCCCGGGUUUCAAAGGAAGCAGCUCCUCUCCCUCCCUCCCUCCCUGCCGGCCAGGGAGCAGGGAGGCUCCAACUGGGUUGCUUGGCUGCCUGGCCCGCCCCCCUCCGGCCUCCUCUCACCAGCCUCGGCCCCCGGGAACCCCUCCCCGCCGGGGACUGAGGAGCCUUGAGAGGAGAGCAAGGGCAACCAUAGAGAAAGCAGUUCAGAGAGAGGAGGAGGAGGCGGAGGCGCAGACAGGUGUUCCAAGGGCUAACCAUAGAGGGGGAAAGCGGAGGAAGGACCGCAAGAGCUUCUCCCAUAGAUUUGUAGUGGUAGACUAGCAUAGAUGGUCUGAUCUGCGGGUUUACUUCGGGCGCUAUUUCCCCCCCCUCCUCCCGCCCCACCUGGUGGAAUUGAGAGCUGCAGAUGGAGAACGAGAGAAAAGAUACAGAACUGCAGCAGCAUCUUCGUAGCUUGGACUUCGUUUUGCACGAAAAGUGGUUGCUGCUUGUAGUUAUUUAAUUGCAGUGUUUCAUCAGCUGGUGUCUUGAGCAGCAACCUCUGGAAACGAAGGGCUAAAACCCGGCACUGCUCUCCCAAAUUCUCUGGUCCCUUUUAACUUCGUAUUUCAGCUGGUUGACUAAAAUCCCUUAUUUUGGCUGCUGGUCCCUUAUUUUCAAAUCUGUAAGUUGACAGCUAUGCCUAGGAAGGAAACGACAUGGAGGUUUGUGAGCUUAGAGGGAUUUCCUGCUGCUCUGUGCAGCCAUUGGUCAAGUUGCUGUGAUGUCAUGGAAUGUUCUCAGACAUUGUCCUUUCAGGGAUGGGGGUGGCUUUCCUGCUUUGAGGAAGGCUGAGCUUUCUUGCCACUGAGAAAAAUGUGUUCUGCCCAUGCUCAGAGGCGCGCAAGAGAGCUUUGAAUGCUUCACGGCUGACACCCCUUCUUUUUCUCUCUUCCUGCCACAGUAUGCACGAAUGGUGGAGCUCGUCGGCAUGCACGACCUGGGGGUGGGCAUCACCUUGGGGGCCCACCAGUCGAUCGGGUUUAAGGGCAUCCUCCUCUAUGGCACCAAGGAGCAGAAGGAAAAGUACCUCCCCAAAUUGGCAACAGGUAAGGGGUCGUGGCCUUGUGGGGGGUGGGGAGCUGAGGGGCAGAGACAUCAUAACCAGGGGCAGGCGAUGGGGAGGCGAGGGGCAGAAUAAGGGGCUGAGGGAGGAAGUUGAGGGAGGGAAGUGCACCCUGCAACACGGUCCCUCCUGCUGCGUGAAUCCCCGCUUCAAGGGUUCCUCGCUUCACAAGUUUCCCCUUUCGCCGCCCAACAUCCCAUUUACCUGCCUAAAUUCCCUUUCAUCAUGGUGUAUGUGUGUUUUUUGUGUGUGCACAAGGUUGGGUUGUGUUGUUAUUAUUUUUUGAAAUAGUUAUAAUAUAUAAACUUAUAAUAAAAUCCAUUGAAAAUCCAUAUUGCGAGAUCUCUCUGAAUCUCAUGACUGCCUCCCCUCCCUUCCAGGGUCCUAGUGUCAAUAUUUACAUUUGCAUAGCAGCCUGUUAUCCACAUUUUUUUCUCCAUGUAAAUUGUCCGUAUUCUUUGUUACCUUGCAAGUGAGAUUAAAAUCCUGCUAGUGUUUUCAUCUGCUUACAGUAGUUUCCUAAAUAAAUUAUAUACACCCCCCCAUUCUUUUUUAAAAGUUCGUAUCAUCUUGGUUCCUUAGCUUUCCAGUUAAUUUGGCCAUUUCGGCAUAGUCCGUCAACUUGGUUUGUCGUUCUUCCCUGGUCGGGAUUUUUUCUUCUUUCCCAUCCGGGUUGUGUUAUUUGGAUCACGAGGGUUGAGGCAUGCUUAUAUCGCACAAAACUUGGAAGCCACUUCAGACCUUGUAGGCAAAGGUGGCUGUGCGUAUUUUGGGUGCCUCUGUCUUCCCAUGACGACCCCCUUUUUAAAAAAUAAAAUAAAAUAAAACCCUCUAGGUGAGACCAUUGCUGCGUACUGCCUGACAGAGCCCACUAGCGGCUCGGACGCGGCUUCCAUCCGAUCCACGGCUGAGCUCAGCCCCUGCGGCACUUACUACACUCUCAACGGGAGCAAGAUUUGGAUCAGGUGAGUUGGGGGCGAGCCUGGGUGGGUAGGUGGAGGAGGAGGAGGAGGCACGGAUUGGGGCAGGGUGGGGGGAGUGUUAUAUUUUGGAUAUUUUUUAUACUGCCGCUUUUGAUCAUAUAUUACUACUAUUAUUAUUUAAUUGAAUUUAUAUACCACCCUAUAGCCAGAGGUCUCAGGGUGGUUCACAUAAAAGAUCACAGUAUGAAGAAUAAAAAUAAAAUCAAUGACCCAAUAAUACCCACCCCCCAAAAAAGAGCCAUAUUUUAAAAGGGUAUGGGAUGUUGAUCAGGUCAACCAAAGGCCUGGUUAAAAAGGAACUUGUUUUUAUCUAUAUCUAUCUAUAAUAUAGGGACGCGGGUGGCGAUGUGGGUUAAACCACAGAGACUAGGACUUGCCAAUCAGAAGGUCGGCGGUUCGAAUCCCCGUGACGGGGUGAGCUCCCGUUGCUCGGUCCCUGCUCCUGCCAACCUAGCAGUUCGAAAGCACGUCAAAGUGCAAGUAGAUAAAUAGGUACCGCUCUGGCGGGAAGGUAAACGGUGUUUCCGUGCACUGCUCUGGUUCUCCAGAAGCGGCUUAGUCCUGCUGGCCACAUGACCCGGAAGCUGUACGCUGGCUCCCUCGGCCAAUAAAGCAAGAUGAGCGCCGCAACCCCAGAGUCAGCCACGACUGGACCUAAUGGUCAGGGGUCCCUUUACCUUUAUCUAUAUCUAUCUAUAAUAAAUAUAUAUGUGUGUGUGUGUGUGUGUGUGUGUGUGUAUGUAUUUAUAUGUGUGCGUGUGUAUACACACAGACACACACACACACACAUUUAUAUAUACUGACUUUUUUGUAUUAAUUUUUUUUGAUGAAUUCCCCCCCCCCCCCAGUUUCCUUCCUUUGUAUACUGCUGUGUUUGAUAUUCCAAUGUUUGCAAUGUUUUCCCCCCCAAACCCGUGUUGUUGUGAGCCUCUUUGAGCUCGACGUGUGUUGUUGCAAAAGCGCGGAAUGCAGGUAUAAUAAUAAUAAUAAUAAUAAUAAUAAUAAUAAUAAUAAUAAUUUAUUAUUUAUACCCCGCCCAUCUGGCUGGGCUUCCCCGGCCACUCUGGGCGGCUUCCAAAAAAAUAUUAAAAUACUAUAAUACAUCAAACAUUAAAAGCUUCCCGAAACAGGGCUGCCUUCAGAUGUCUUCUAAAAGCCUGGUAGUUGUUGUUCUCUUUGACAUCUGGUGGGAGGGUGUUCCACAGGGAAGGCGCCACUACCGAGAAGGCCCUCUGCCUGGUUCCCUGUAACUUGACUUCUCGCAGUGAGGGAACCGCCAGAAGGCCCUCAGUGCUGGACCUCAGUGUCCGGGUAGAACGAUGGGGGUGGAGACGCUCCUUCAGAUAUACUGGACCAAGGCCGUUUAGGGCUUUAAAGGUCAGCACCAACACUUUGAAUUGUGCUCGGAAACGUACUGGGAGCCAAUGUAGGUCUUUCAAGACCGGUGUUAUGUGGUCUCUGCGGCCGCUCCCAGUCACCAGUCUAGCUGCCGCGUUCUGGAUUAGUUGUAGUUUCCGGGUCACCUUCAAAGGUAGCCCCAAUAUCAAAUCAAAAUGAAAUAUGUCAUCCCCCCCCCCAAAUAAAAAAAUAUAAAUGUCAGGAUGUGAAAAACCACCAUAAGUUAAAAGCUGCCAAACUGCUUGUGUGUGUUAGUUUAGGACAGGCAUGGCCAAACUCGGCCCUCCAGCUGUUUCGGGACUACAACUCCCAUCACCCCUAGCUAACAGGACCCAGUGGUCAAGGAUGAUGGGAGUUGUAGUCCCAAAACAGCUGGAGGGCCAAGUUUAGCCAUGCCUGGUUUAGGAGGUUUAAAAUGGUAUCUAAAGAAUCUUUUUUUUAAAAAAAGUCCUGGUGACAAAAAGAGAACGAUAAGGAAGGUGUCAGUUGGGACUUCCUGGGGAGAGAAUUCCAAAAUGGCGGGCGACCGCCAAAGGGGCUCUCUCCCUCUCUCUCGCAUAGCCAUUCAUCCCAGAUGGAAUGGGCAGCCGCAAAUAUAUUAAUAUAGACCUUCAAAUGUGAGGUUGGAGGCUUGCCUGUGGUCCUGCAGUUACGAGCGCCAACCCCCCACCCCUGACUGGCAAAUCUCUUGCAGCAACGGCGGCCUUGCGGAUAUAUUUACCGUUUUCGCAAGAACGAAGAUCAAGGACGAGGCGACUGGGGAAGUGAAGGACAAGAUCACGGCCUUCAUAGUGGAGCGAGCCUUUGGGGGCGUCACGCGGUGAGUAGUAUCGGAGCAAGCCAGCUCACUCCAGCUUCGGCUUAUUCCUCUACCCGGGCCAGUAUUGCCUGCUCUGGCUCUCAGCUGCUCUCCAGAUUCUCAGGCCACGCACAGGAGGAGAGAUUUCCUGGCUCUGCUCACUGGAGAUUGAACUUGGAAGCUUCUGCAUUUAAAAAACGGGGAAUUUACAAGAAUGCCUGCAAAUGAUGCAUACACGAACAUUUAAAAUUGGGGACUCUCCACUAACUUAUUAAAGGAAGGUGCUUCCUUAGUCUUCAGUGCUUGGCGAUGUAGAAAAAUUUCCUGCAGGCAUUUAAAGGUUAAAUGCAUUUACUGUAUUUUUCCGUGUAUAAGACUGUAUUUUUUUAGGUUUAAAAUUGGGGAUUGUCUUAUACAUAGUGCAUAGGGGGGACUGGCAAUUCCCCCCCCCCAAAAGCUCAGCAACUCUGGCCAAUCAUCCCCCAAAACAGCUUAACAACUCUGGCCAAUCUCCCCCCAUUUUAUUAAUUUGGAGUCCCCGAAAAUAGGGGACGUCUUAUACACAGGGGCGUGUUACACACAGAAAAAUACGGUAUUUAUCUCACCCCCCUCCAGCGGACCCCCAGAGAAGAAGAUGGGCAUCAAGGCGUCCAACACGGCCGAGGUCCACUUUGACGGGUGCCGUGUUCCUGUCGAGAAUGUCAUAGGGGCCCCUGGCUCUGGCUUCAAGGUGGCCAUGAAUAUCCUGAACAACGGGCGGUUUGGCAUGGCCGCUGCCACGGCCGGCACCAUGCGGGGGCUGAUCAGCAAAGCGGUGAGUGAAGUCUCAUAGUACCUUUGGUUUGUUGAGUUGGAAGAGGACCCCCCUCUUUCCAAUUUUUUUAAUGCUUGAUGUUUUAGCGUGUUCCUAUAUCUGCUGGGGGACAUGGGUGACGCUGUGGGUUAAACCACAGAGCCUAGGGCUUGCCGAUCAGAAGGUUGGCGGUUCAAAUCCCUGCUACGGGGUGAGCUCCCGUUGCUCAGUCCCUGCUCCUGCCAGCCUAGCAGUUCGAAAGCAUGCAGUGCAAGUAGAUAAAUAGGUACCACUCCGACGGGAAGGUAAACGGCGUUUCCGUGCGCUGCUCUGGUUCGCCAGAAGCGGCUUAGUCCUGCUGGCCACAUGACCCGGAAGCUGUACGCCGGCUCCCUCGGACAGUAAAGCGAGAUGAGUGCUGCAACCCCAGAGUCGUUGGCGGCUGGACUUAACUGUCAGGGGUCCCUUUACCUUUACCCCUUAUGGCUUUGAUCUAUAGGCUACCACUAAAAUGAGGCUUCAUUUUAAACUGCAUUUUAAACUGUAUUCUAACUUAUAUUUUAAUCCACUGGUGUUUUUUUUUAAAAUGUUUUUACUAUAUUUAUAUUCAGUGUUAGGUGCCCUGAGCCAGGACUUGGCCAGGGAGGGCGGGGUAUAAAUAUCUUCUUCUUCUUCUUCUUCUUCUUCUUCUUAUUAUUAUUAUUAUUAAUUAUCCAAAAAGGUGAACUACGCAGCAAACAGGACCCAGUUUGGAGACAAAAUCCACAACUUCGAGGGAAUUAAGGAGAAACUGGCUCGCAUGGCAGUUCUACAAUACGUGACAGAGGUGAGCGCAAGGGCGAAAGUGAGCUAGCACAUGAGGUUGGGGCAGCGACACGUGAACUGCUGUGGCGUGCCAAAAAAGCGCAGUGCUCAGCACCAAAGCCCUCGACUGCAGCCCGUCCUGACCCGCCACCUUCCCCCAGCCUGGCAACGAGCCUUUAAAUCUUUGCUUCAUAUGGACUAGGAACUUGAGAAGAACGUCAGGAGGAUCCCUGCAGUGGGAUCAGGCCAAAGCCCAUCUAGCCCAGUUUCCUGUUCUCACAGUGGCCAACCGAGGGGGCGGGGAUGAGUGCAACUGAAUUCCCCAAAGGGUUGUAAACUGAAAGGUGAAAUUAACAGGACGCACCCAGAAGCUGUUAGUUUCAGCGCAUCCUGUUACGACGCAGACUUUUUCAAAACAGUGAUGGAGCAGAGUGUGGGUAGGCAAACUAAGGCCCGGGGGCCGGAUCCGGCCCAGUUGCCUUCUAAAUCCGGCCUGCGGAUGGUCUGGGAAUCAGCGUGUUUUUACAUGAGUAGAAAUGUGCCCUUUUCUUUAAAAUGCAUCUCUGGGUUACAGUGGUACCUCGGGUUACAUACGCUUCAGGUUACAGACUCUGCUAACCCAGAAAUAGUGCUUCAGGUUAAGAACUUUGCUUCAGAACAGAAAUCGGGCUCCGGGGGAGCAGCAGCAGCAAGAGGCCCCAUUAGCUAAAGUGGUGCUUCAGGUUAAGAACAGUUUCAGGUAAAGAACGGACCUCCAGAACGAAUUAAGUACUUAACCCAAGGUACCACUGUAUUUGUGGGGCCUGCCUGGUGUUUUUACAUGAGUAGAACGUGUGCUUUUAUUUAAAAUGCAUCUCUGGGUUAUUUGUGGGUUAUUUGUUCAUUUCCCCCUCCUCCAAAAAAAAUAUAGUCCGGCCCCCCACAAGGUCUGAGAGCCAGUGGACCGGCCCCCUGCUGGAAAAGUUUGCUGACCCCUGAAGCAGAAUCUCACUCCCUUGGCUCUUUUCCUCUUCCCUACAGUCCAUGGCAUACAUGAUCAGCGCGAAUAUGGACCAAGGGGCAACCGACUUCCAGAUUGAGGCGGCCAUCAGCAAAAUCUUUGGCUCGGUGAGAAAGGGGCCUGGUGGGAAAUGGGGAAGGUGGCCUUGUCCCCUUGUCUGUCGGUCACCUGUUUGGCUGCACCCCUGUUUUAACGGGCAAGGUCCCUCUGUUUUGACCAUCUCCCUUGGCGGCGGCUGCUGCUGCUGGUGGUGGUGUUUCAGUGCGCCCAUUUUACAGCCUGAGAAGACAGUCAUUUCCCCCCCUUUCCCUUUUGUCUUGCCCAGGAGGCCGCUUGGACUGUUGCAGACGAGUGCAUCCAGGUCAUGGGCGGAAUGGGCUUCAUGAAGGUGAGUCAAUUGGGAGAAAUCUCUUCCACCACCACCUUGUCCGAAACCACCAGUUGUCAUCCACAGUGUUCGUAGUUCCAGGUUUUCAUUCCCUUUUCCUUUCCAAAACGAUUUCCCCCCUUUUUUUUAAAUAAAGGCAAGUAAAUACCUGAAAGAUUGUCGUACCACCUCUAUGCCCAUUUGACCGCUUUGAUCUACGGAACUGGCAGUAUUCCAGGUGCCAAAAUGAUACCCAUUCCUCAUUCAUUAAAAAAAAUCAAUUUUUUUAGCGUGGCAGCACCUACGCGCAGGAACUCUCUGCCUGUUGACAUGUACUCUUUUCAUCGCCUGCUAAAAACAUUUUUCUUUGGACAAGCCUGCCCAGACACGUAGAACGUUGCUGUAUGUUUUAAUCUGAUUUCACUUUAUUGCUGAUUUAAUCUUCUGAGUGCUUUUAAGGAGUUGUUUUUACUGCUACUUUUCGUUUUAUUCUCUUUGUGUACCGCUUUGAGGUUGAUGGUUUUUUUAAAAAACAAUCGAGCACUGUAUAAAUUUAUGAAAUAAAUAAAAUAACAACAGACAGAAAAAUACAAAGAGAAGAAAUGAAAACACGGCUUUGUAAUUUACUGAAUUGAUAAGAAAUCAAGGAAUGGGCAAAGGAGAGAGAGGUUGGGUUGUAAUUUCAACUACAAAUUAUUUCAAAAAGAAGACAAAAGAUAAUUCUAAGCGAUGCUAAAUCCAGAUAUUUGCAUGAACUCACGGGGCCUGACAUUCCUGACCUGUAUUUGUAUCUGAAAUAAAAUUAAACCAAGUGGUGAGGAAACUAAUCUCGAGUGCUCUGGGACACCUUGAAUUUGUUUCUCUGUGUGUGUGUGUUUUCCCCAAGCAAAGCAAUUUUCCAAGACUUGGAAAACCAGCAGUCCAGGUUGCCAGGACUGAAAUCCUUCCAAAACUUGGCCUUUGUGACUCAGCCCCAGAUUUUCCUUUCUGAAAUGAAUGAAACCUGGCCUUGCGACUCUAAGCCAAAAGCAACCUCCUGCCCCCAAAUAGGAGAUGGACAAAGGCUGGGUAUGAUUACUAGGAUUCAGAAGCCUGGCUGCUUUUGAAUGUGGAGGCACAACGUAUACAACCCUCUCCUCCAUCCUCUAGGUUGGUGGCCAUCUUGUGGCAGGGAGUUCCAGAGUUUAUGCACUGCGUGAAGGAGCUCUCUUUCCUUCAUCUCGUCCUGAAUCUGUCCUGUUCAUACUCAGGCUCUUGAUUUUAAACUUGCCUUGCCCAGGACUCUGGGCCAUCCAGACCCUUGGAUUGAAAGCCCCCCAUGUUAAGGUCAGAACCGGUGGGGGAAUCCUGGUUCUGUCCACCUUGACCCUCCUCUCCUUCUCUUCUCGCUCUGCUGCAGGAUGCCGGAGUGGAACGUGUGCUGCGUGACUUGAGAGUUUUCCGGAUCUUUGAGGGAACCAAUGACAUCCUGCGGCUGUUUGUCGCGCUCAAUGGAUUUCAGGUGGGUUGUUGGGAAUGUGUGUCUGUGGUUCAGAAUCUGGGGAAGAGGAGGAAGAGAGGAAAGAGCGCAGUGUUUUUUAAGGUGGGAGGCGGAGCUUCUGCGUUGCCCCCGUGGCUUUCAGCCAUUGAUGAGAACAUUGGAAGAGCUCUGUUGGAUCAGGCCUAAGGCCCAUCUAUUCCUUUAAAAAAUAAUAAUAAAUAAACUUUAUUAUACAUCAAUUAAGAUCACUUUGCACAUUACAGUGGACACUCGGGUUGCGAACGUGAUCCGUGCGGGAUGCACGUUCGCAAUCCGCAGCAGUGCGAGUUGCGAUUCAGCACUUCUGCGCAUGCGCAAAGUGUGAUUUAGCGCUUCUGCGCAUGGACGACCACUGAAACCCGGAAGUAACCUGUUCCGGUACUUCCAGGUUUCAGCGCGUCCGUAACCCGAAUAAACGCAACCUGAAGUGUCUGUAACCCAAGGUAUGACUGUACUAAUAACAUUUAACUUAGACAGUACAUACAACACAACCAAUACACACUACACAAAUUACAACAUAAACACACCAAACACACCCUUGACACUAACUUCCGCUUCUUUUCAUUGUGCUAUAUUACAUUUUGUUAAACUAUACGCAUUUCAUUGUCAUUAUUUUAGUUUCCAUUUCUUCCAACUGAUCUUAUUAUAUACUUCCUUUUUUUUUCAUGAUUCAUUCUGCGUCUGCCAGGAGGUUAGCAUUAUCACAGCAAUUUCUAAUGUAUUCUUUAAAAAUUAUCCAAUCUUUAUUAACUUUUUGUAUUGAGUUUCUUCUUAAUAAGAAUAAUAAUAAUAAGGCCCACCUAUUCCAGCGUUCAUCUUUACAGAGGAGCCAGCCUGAUGCCUCGGGGAGACAGACCCACAGGAAGGGCGUGAGGGCAGCCACUCUCUCUCUCUCUGCUUGUUUGGUUGAUUUUUUAAUAUGGAGAGAGAGAGAGAGAGAUAUCACACUCUCCUUUAUAAAAUAAACAGCAGCUUACAGAAAUUCAUAUCCAAAACAGUAAAAGCAGUGCUCCCAAUGGCUAAAGUGGAUUUCUUACAAAACAACCUUGCAGCUCCCUGUUGGCUAGUGUUUAAAGGUAAAGGGACCCCUGACCGUUAGGUUCAGUCGUGGCCGACUCUGGGGUGGCAGCACUCAUCUCGCUUUACUGACUGAGGGAGCCGGCGUACAGCUUCCGGGUCCUGUGGCCAGCAUGACUAAGCUGCUUCUGGCGAACCAGAGCAGCACACAGAAACACCGUUUACCUUCCCGCCGGAGCGGUACCUAUUUAUCUAUUUACCUAUUUAUCUGAUGUGCUUUCGAACUGCUAGGUUGGCAGGAGCAGGGACUGAGCAACGGGAGCUCACCCCGUCAUUGCGGGGAUUCGAACCGCCGACCUUCCGAUCGGCAAGUCCUAGGCUCAGUGGUUUAGCCCACAGCGCCACCCGCGUCCCUAGUGUUUAAGCUGUGAGUAAUAGCUGUUCACAGACAUCGCCUCCCUCCGUGAGUGUGGCUUAAUCAUCUUUAGAAGCCACAUCCUGUGGCUGUAAGUUCCGCGGGUUAAUUUUGCCUUUCAAAUUCAAAACGGAUCUUUUUUUGCUUGUUUUUAUAUCUGCUUUUUGCAACCACGUGUUCAAAUGCUGCCACAGUUCCUGGAACCAGAACCGCUUCCUGGAAAUGAACACGGGCACACGAAAACCCCCACUGUCACUGCCUGUCAACUGUGCCUACCACACAGGGUUGUUGUGGGCAUCCGGUGAGGGUGGGGGAAAGCAUGUCAGUCCGCCUUGAGUUCCUUGGAGAGAAGGUGGCAUGUUGUUGUUGUUGAGUCGUUUAGUCAUGUCCGACUCUUCAUGGCCCCCUGGACCAGAGCACGCCAGGCACUCCUGUCUUCCACUGCCUCCUGCAGUUUGGUCAAACUCAUGCUGGUCCCUUCAAGGACACUGUCCCACCAUCUCGUCCUCCGUCGUCCCCUUCUCCUUCUGCCCUCCAUCUUUCCCAACAUCAGCGUCUUUUCCAGGGAGUCUUCUCUUCUCAUGAGGUGGCCAAAGUCUUGGAGCCUCAGCUUCAGGAUCUGUCCUUCCAGUGAGCACUCAGGGCUGAUUUCCUUCCGAAUGGAGAGGUUUGAUCUUCUUGCAGUCCAUGGGACUCUCAAGAGUCUCCUCCAAGGUGGCAUAUCAGUGCAAUAAAUAUUAAAGAGUGUCCCCAUCCGCAUUAGCAUCUUAAUUUGGGCCUGGUAACGUAAAGGCAGCCAGAUCCUGCAGAAUAAGCUUUGUUACGAUCUCACACACGUAUUCUGGGGGGCUUCGCUGUUUCUGAGCCAUCACCAAGGGAUGCCCUAUCUAGAGCGUGUCACAGUAGUCUAGACACAUUUUUGCUACCUUUUUACGAGCCCUCAAAGCCUGAAAUCCACCUGACUUUUUUUAAAAAUAGUUUUUAUUCAAAAUCUCAGCAUAACACUUUAUCGAAAACAUAUCCUGAUUUCCUGCCACCAAUUUUUCCCUUCCCCCUCACGAGAAAAAAGGAAAAAAGGAAAGAAAAACCACCCUCCCUCCCCCCACUCAGACUUCCCUCAGCUCCUCUCUCUGGUUUUUCAGCACAUGUUAUUCUCUGCAUAUUAUAAAAUUGUAAAGAUCCUUAAAUUAUCUGUCUUUAUAUAAUCCAUAAUAAAUUUGUGUAUGCUUAUUCAAAACCUGCAAAGGAGUCUAAUUCAGUUUGUUGUUUCUUUAAGUACUUUGCUAAAGGUUCCCAUUCUUUGAAAUCACAGUUGUCCUUAUCACGCAGUUUGUAUGUCAAUUUUGCCAAUUCCGCAUAGUCCAUCAGUUUCUCUUGCCACUGUUCUUUUGUCGGGAUUUCUUCCUUCUCCCAUCCUUGUGCUAUUAAGACUCUGGCCGCCGUUGUCACAUACAUAAAUACUGUAUUUUUUGCUCUGUAUGACUCACUUUUUCCCUCCUAAAAAGUAAGGGGAAAUGUGUGUGCGUCUUAUGGAGCGAAUGCAGGCUGCGCAGCUACCCCAGACGCCAGAAGAGCAAGAGGGAUUGCUGCUUUCACUGCGCAGCGAUCCCUCUUGCUGUUCUGGCUUCUGAGAGUCAGAAUAUUUUUUUCCUUGUUUUCCUCCUCCAAAAACUAGGUGCAUCUUGUGGUCUGGUGCGUCUUAUAGAGCGAAAAAUACGGCAUGUUCUUCAAUUUCCUUGGCAGGUCUUUUCCUACAAUCCCUAACAGAAAUGCUUCAGGCUUUUUUUACAAAUGUUAGUUGGAACAUUUUCUUCAAUUCGGAAUCCACCUGACUUUUCAAUAUAACCACUCCCUCGUGCUGACCUCUCCUCUCCUCUUUCUCUACCCCAGAACGCUGGGAACGAGCUCCGCGGGUUGCAGCGUGCCAUCAAGAAUCCUCUUGGAAACGCUGGGCUCAUAGUCAGCGAGGUUGGGAAGCGAGUCCGCAGGUAUGGAUCCCCCAAGGGAUGUGGGGUGCGGGUGGGCAUAUGACAGAAUUAAAGCCAUGCAAUUGUUGUUCAUAUCCCCAUCCCUGAGCGGGAAUACGUUUCGGGGUUCCAGCAGUGCACCCUGGGGUGGUUUCCUUUGAACGAGGCCACUGGAGGCUAGUGAUCUACCAUUUGGUCUACUCCAAUGCACUCUACAUGGGGCUGCCCUUGGAGAUAGCUGCAGCUAGCUCAGAAUGGGGCUGCUAAGGGGCAACAUGAUGGGACCAUGGACCGCCAUUUUUUUAAAAGCACAGGGCUGGGUGCCAGUCAGCUGGCAAGCCCAGUUCAAGGUGGAAAUGCUAGCUUCUAAAGCCGUAAAUGGCUUGGGACCCAAGUACUUAAGUGAGUGCCUUUCCCCCAAUAUCGACCCCUUCUUGUUAAUUUUUCUCACUUGAUUUUUAAAAUUCCUUUUUCGUAAGAGCUUUUUGAGGGCUUUUUCCUGUCAGGCGGUGUAUACAGCGGUACCUCGGGUUACAUACGCUUCAGGUUACAGACUCCACUAACCCAGAAAUAGUGCUUCAGGUUAAGAACAGAAAUCGUGCUCUGGCGGCGCGGCAGCAGCAGGAAGCCUCAUUAGCUAAAGUGGUGCUUCAGGUUAAGAACAGUUUCAGGUUAAGUACGGACCUCCGGAACGAAUUAAGUACUUAACCCGAGGUACCACUGUAAAUUUUAUUAUAUAAGCGACAACAAUAGCUGCAGAUUGUUUGUGGCAUACAGUUUUAAUUACAACUGUAUCCAGGGGAGAAUAGGCAGAGUAGCUGCAACUCUUAACUAAGGUGUCCAAGUUUGCUGCCUUCCCACCAGAUUCUGGGGGACGUGACCAGCCCCCCCCCCAAUGCUGUUAGCUCCCCCCCCCUCUCUGUGACUGCAAAAGCUGUCAAGUCAGUUGUUCUCUUUCACACAUGCAGACACCUCGAGUGACAUCCCCUCCAGCCAGGGGACAGUGGGGAAGAAAGGCCUGCCCGCCCCCUUUUGUCAGACUGGCUCUCACCUUUCUCCUGCUAUCCAGUUUCCAUGGCAAUGCCUUGCCCCCAAUUUAUAUAACAAAUGGGAUUUUUAGCAGACCUGACCAGGGCUGUUUAAGUAAAUGAAACGAAGUAAUGUGACCUAAUUUGACCAUUUAUCUCUCUCCCCUGCCACCCUGGAGGAUGCGUAUGAGGAGAUGUGGCCAUAAAAUGGUUCCUCCCCCCCCCCCAUUUAGCUGUGAUUCCUGCUUUUCAGGGGGUUAAACUAGAUGACUCCAUGAUUCUUCAGGCCCUGGCUAUCUGGACACUGAAAGUUACGUUGCCUCUGAAUACGGACGCCCCACAUUCAGCUUUCAUCACCUUCUCCUCCUCUUCCUUGUCCAGUGAAUCUGUUUUAAUCCUUGCCUCUCUUUUUUCUUCAUUUUCUCUCAAAGCAAUCUGGACAGGUGGCAGCUGCCCCUUCCGCCUUGUGGCAGUGAGUUCCAUAAGUUAGUCACGUGUUGCAUGACCAAAACAAAUAAACUCCAACCGCCCUUUUGUCGUCCUUAUAAACGCCGGCUACCUUCUGCCGAACCAACCUUGAGUUUUCAGUAGAUGGAGGAAAGAGAACCAUUUCUCUCUCUCUGUCCGUCUUUCCACAUCAUUCAUGAUUUUUGUAAGCCUGUCUGGAGUCCUGGUUUGAGUCAUUCUCUCAUUGUGUGUCUCUGUUCCCCCUUCCUGAUAGACACUGUUCUGAAAGCAUUUUAUUUUAAGGGCUCUCCUUUUUUCUAUACCUUCUCUUGCCCUAAGAAUCAUGCCCUCUUUGUCUUCCUCCUGCCCCUUCCAGGAAAGCCGGUUUAGGAACGGGGAUAACCUUGAAGUCCGUAGUGCACCCAAGUCUGGACUCGAGCGGUGAGCGGGUAAGUGGUGGCGUUUCAAACCCAGCUGAUCUUUUUGGAUCCUCUGCACUUUGAUCGAUUGCAUCGUUAUCCCAACUUUUCCUCCUCCAGUUUGCUCAGGGUAGUUCUCCUCCUCCUCACUUUGAACCCCACAGCAACCCUGUGAUGUAGGUUAGGCUGAGAGAGGCAGUGACUUGGGCCCCUAAGGUUAGCCUGUGAGGUUCGCGGCUGAGCAGGGAUUCGAACCCUGAUCUUACCCAGGUCCUAGCCCGGCACCCUACACCACACUAGCUCUCCACUUGCCUUUUGAAGAGCCAAGCAGGAUUUAUUUUGUAUUUUUUUUAUUGCACAGAUUUACAUUCCACUUUCCAAAUGACAUGGGUUUUUUUGGGUGGGGCGAGGGUUUACGUUGAUUUUUGAGGAUGAAUACUAGAGAGCAAGUUGCAAGCAUGUUGAAACAGGUUCUGAAGCAACAUUGGCAAAACCAGUGUAACAAAAUGCAAAUUUACCCCUCUCUCUCUUUUUGCCUUGCUUACGCAGCUAAUUUUGAUGAAUACUGUACUUUAUAAACUGCAUAGAGAUUCCCCCCCCAGCAGUAUACACUAGGAGCCAGAAUUGUGGAAGCCUUCUGGAAAAAGUUUGUUUCCAAGGUUUGAACCUGAUUGGCUCUCUAAACACUCAUGUUCAUUGGCUACUUUCAAAUGAAGAUAAUUUUAUGGUAUUAUUAAAAAAAAAAAGUGGUGUUAUGAGCCAUCAAGCCUCAGAAAUACACUUUUUCCAAAAGGUUCCCGCAAUUUUAUCUUGCUAAAUAAGCAAAGCACUAAACUGGAGAGAGUUAGUCAUAUUCAGACAUGUAUUCUUAUUUAAAAAACAAAACAAAACCUGUGGAUUUUAUCUAUAUUUUGACAAAUGUGUUUGGAAUUGUGAGGGGGGGCGUGUCUGAUAGAGAGAGGGAAACUUUUAGUUGCCUCCUCUGCAUGGCUUUUGGCUACCAUAUUCUCAACCUCUUCCUUCUUUUUAGGCAGUACGGGCGAUCGAUCUUUUUGGUGCUGUUGUAGAAGAGAAGAUUCUGAAACACGGCAAAAAGAUUAUUGGUGAGUGUGUGUUUUUUAAUAGCCAAAAUGGCACCACCCGUGCUCUUUCGGUUAGUUUUUUCAAAUUAUUACUUCAUUUGAUAAUGUAUGUGAACCAGAGAGAACAAUGAUGACAACAGGGCAAAGAUGAAAAGGUGGAAAAGCAAAACUGUAAAAUAGGCACGUACAAUGAAUGCAGUUGCACAUGAGUUAAGAUAACAAAGUCCAAGUGAAGACUAUCAACAUUUACCAGUUCAUCAAACAAGAGUUCCAGAUGCCUUGGAAAUGGUGGUUCUGCUGUAUAUGUCAUAAAGGGAUGGCAAACCAUAUAAAAGGGGUCUGUAGGUUCUAGUCCUUGUCAGAAUCUCAAAAUUACGCAUAAUUUUCUUUAUGAUAGCUGUGAAUGAGUAGCGCCAAGUUUCCAGUGUAAGAUUUGGGGCAGUUUCCCAUUGAGUUGCAAUUACUAUUCAUGCUGCCAGGAUCAUAUAUAAGAUCAGUUCUUUUUACAGUAUAUUUGCAUUGGUCUCUUCAAAAAUAUUCAGUAAUGUUAAUUUUGGACAACAUGCAGUAUUGUUUCUUUAGUGAUAUUUAUCAUUUCGGUCAAAAUUAUAUUCCAAAAAUCUUGCACCAACUGAAGUUUCCACCACAAAUGAAAAGUUUGCCAAGUCUAUUGCAACCCCUCCAACAAUUAGAUGAUACAGAAGAAAACAUUUUUGACAUUUACAGAGGAGUGCAAUACCACCUGUGUAGUAAUUUUACGGAGUUUCCCCUAAGAAUACUGGAAACAUUUCCCCCCCAAUCCCUGCAAAGAAUUUGUGUUCCAAUAUCCAGUUCCCAUACCUUUUUAAGGGGUUCUAUAAAUCUGUCAUCAAAGCUAGUUUUAAUCCCAUUAAAUUAAAGCGCAAAAGAGAUGAACAACCCCAGAUUCUUUAGCUACACUUGCAGGGGUGCAGUGGGGGCUAGAGCAUAAUGACAGCCCAUCGGCUGGAUCAGAGCACAAAGCCCACUGCACUGGUAUUCAGUCGCAUUUUUAUCAAAUAUUGAGGGUAAGCAACUGGAGAGGAGCUGUUAGUUUCAUGGACUCCUUGCAGGAGCAGCAGGAAUGAGGUGGCUUCUUAAGAGAACCCAGCUGCCCACUAUUGGGAACAGGAUCCUGGGAACUUGGAUCUCUUGGGGUUUUUUUUGCUGUGCUUAUCUCCAUUCAUCCCUCUCUGGCUUCCUGGUAUAACUGCUGGUAUCUGUUUUCUCUCUCUCUGCUCUUCUCCCCCCUUCCCACAAAUCCCAGAUGAACAAUUCGUGUUGAAACGCAUCGCUGACAGUGCAAUUGAUUUGUAUGGCAUGGUCGUGGUGCUCUCCAGGUAAGGCCUAUUUUCCAGGAACAUAGCAAGUUGCCUUGUAUACUGAGUCACACCCACUGAUUCAUUUCUAUUGUCCACCUUGACUUGGAAACGGCAGCUUUCCCCAGUUUCUGGUGGGAAGUCUCUACCAGCCCUCACUGGCAAUGCCAUGAAGGAUUGAACCUGGAAUCUUUUGCAUGCAGUCAGAUAUGCUCCCCCACUGAGCUAUGACCCUUCCCCUCUUCUGGUUGCCCCGAGGAUAAGCCCCCCACCUCAAAUCCCAUUGGCAGGCCAUGUCCUAGAAUCUUAGGAUUGUAGAGUUGGAAGGAACCCAAGGGUCAUCUAGUCCAACCCCCUGCAAUGCAGGAAUCUCAGCCUUCAAGAAAGCUUCUUUCUGCAGAACUCUGGGGUCAGUUUUCUCCCCACCCCAAAACAAAUUCUCAUGCCUUUUCUGUCUUUCCCUGGUAGGGCAUCCCGGUCCCUGGAGCGUGGAGAACCCACAGCCCAGCAUGAGAAGAUGCUUUGCGACACCUGGUGCAUUGAGGUAAGGAGCGCCCCUGUUUUUGCUUUGCAUGAGAACAGCCGUUGUGUUUUUUAGACCCAGAAAUCAGUGGUAAAAUCCCUGUUUUAUGUGAUCUCUGCCCAGAAAUCAGUGGUGCAUGCUUCACUCUUGGGGCUGUGAUUGUAUUACUCAUUUAUUUAAAGCAUUUUUAAAAAAUCCCACUCUUAGACAACCCUUUGAGUGGCUUAUGAAUGUAAACUAUAAGGCAGUGCCUGUCUCGCUCCCUCCCUGUGAGAAGUGAGGUUACAGGGAACCAGGCAGAGGGCCUUCUCAGUAGUGGCACCUGCCCUGUGGAGCGCCCUCCCACCAGAUGUCAAGGAAAUAAACAACUAUCUGACUUUUAGAAGACAUCUGAAGGCAGCCCUGUUUAGGGAAGUAUUUAAUGUUUGAUGUUUUAUUGUGCUUUUAAUUCUGUUGGGAGCCGCCCAGAGUGGCUGGGGAAACCCAGUCAGAUGGGUGGGGUAUAAAUAAUAAAUUAUUAUUAUUAUUAUUAUUAUUAUUAUUAUUAUUAUUACAAUUUAAAAGUCAUAACACAAAAGGAAAAUGGGUCCGGAGGGAGGAAGAAAAAAACAAACCCUGAGGCACAAUAAUUACUUUAAGCAAAGGUGUGUGUGGCGCAUCAAAGAGAGUGGAGACUUGGUACUAUGUGCUGAGACCUCCACCAUUUUUAUGCUCCAUCUCUCUCUCUUCCCCCACUCAGGCCUACGACCGCAUCACUCAGAACCUGACCUCCCUGCGCUCCGACAACACGCGCCACUUCUUCAGGAACCUCCGGGGCAUCUCCAAGGCGUUGGUGGAAAACGAAGGGGUGGUUUCUCACAACCCUCUGGGCAUCUGA
Molecule: messenger RNA, 29781 nt
Organism: Podarcis lilfordi (Lilford's wall lizard)
Lineage: Eukaryota; Metazoa; Chordata; Lepidosauria; Squamata; Lacertidae
Source: the annotation of a GenBank genome assembly